Molecule: messenger RNA, 1275 nt
Organism: Brugia malayi
Lineage: Eukaryota; Metazoa; Nematoda; Chromadorea; Rhabditida; Onchocercidae
Product: Cathepsin L-like precursor, putative
Exons: 2
Coding region: 1-1275 (424 amino acids)
Source: RefSeq, a predicted model, not a curated record
AUGGUGAAAAUGAAGAAAGGAAUCAUUUUCCUUCUUAUCAUUGCUUUUUCAUCUUGUACAAAGGCAACAACUCCGGGAAUUACGGUAGUAACAACAGUCUUUUUCACAUUAACUCAGACAAUAACAACAAGAACAGUUUCUUCUUCAGCAGUAACGACUGCACUGCCCAUCCAACAUAGCAAAAAAUCUCUUCCUCAACUACUUCUCAUACAACAGCAACUUGUCCAACAGACAGAAAACGAGCAAUCUUUUCUCUACCUUCUGGAACAACAAGAUCCUGUGCCUCACCAACUUCAACAACAACAACAACUUCAAGAACUACAACAAAAGCAGCCGCACCUUCAGCAUCUUCUCCAACAACAACAACAACUUCUUCAGCAACUUAUACAACACCAACAUAAGCAUAACUGUAAACAACAAAUACAAAGUCUUCUUCAACAACAGCAUAGUAUCCUUCAACAACUUCAGCAUCAUCAACCAUUUCUGAAUCAACUUCAGCACCAACAACGUGUCAUUCUUCAGCAACUUCUUCAGCGACAAAAAAUUGUCCAAUAUCUACUGCAUCAAUUGCCUCAUCAACAACAAUUAUUUCAAAAACAACAACCUAUUCUUCAACAAUUUUUCCAGCAACAAUUGCUUUCUGUCCAGCAAAUGCUUACUGUUCAACAACAAAUGCAACAAAAUCUCCAGCAACUUGAACAUCAUAAUCAUCAUGAUCAUCAAAUUCAACAGCAACAACAACUUAUUCAACUGCUUCAACAACACCAAACUGUAUUAAAGCAACUUCAACAACAGAAACAAUUACUUCUUCAGCAGCUUCAACAUCAAGUGCAAAUACUUCAGCGACUGCAACAGCAACAACCUUUUGAUCAGAAACUUCAAAAACAACAAUCUCUUCUUCAACAACUUCUACAGCUACAACAGCUCCUUCUUCAGCAAUUCCAACAACAACAACCACUUAUUCAGCAGCUCCUCCAACAACAACAACUUCUUGUGCAGCUUGUACAACAACAACAGCAACUGCUUCUACAAAUGCUCCAGCAACCUCAGCAAAUACCUAAUCUCCUUCAACAACUUCUCCAGCUACAAGUGCAAUUCCAACAACUUAUGCAGCAACAACAACAACUUCUUCAACAACUCCUGCAAAAGCAACCUUCACUUCAGCAACUUCUUCAACGACAACAGCCUGUCGUUGGAGAACUUCUGAAAAGCAAACAAAGUCUUCUCCAAAAGUUACAACAGCAAUUGCAUUAUUUCCUUCAAUUCCAGAAAUAA